Messenger RNA from Trichosurus vulpecula (common brushtail), 3118 nucleotides. RefSeq names its product ADP ribosylation factor interacting protein 1 (gene ARFIP1). The record is from RefSeq and is a predicted model, not a curated record. The transcript has 10 exons. Gene Ontology annotation, cellular component: trans-Golgi network membrane. Lineage: Eukaryota; Metazoa; Chordata; Mammalia; Diprotodontia; Phalangeridae. Gene Ontology annotation, molecular function: protein domain specific binding; phospholipid binding. The coding region runs from base 126 to 1328 and encodes 400 amino acids. Gene Ontology annotation, biological process: intracellular protein transport; regulation of Arp2/3 complex-mediated actin nucleation.
GGGUCGGGCUCUUCGGGACAGGGAGACCGGCCCUAGAAGGCGCACAGGGCUGUGCCGGUGGCUCGGGACUCGUAGUCAGAGACAGCCGCCGGGGCUCCCGUCCCCCCUCCCCCCGGGCUCAAGGUAUGUCCGACCCCAGCAAUGAUUCCACAACUCUUGGUGCUUCUAAUCCAGCUACAGAAGAGCAGGAUUCUGAGGACUCAACCAUGGCUCAAGAAUCUCCCAAAAAUUCAGCAGCAGAAAUUCCAGUGACCAGCAAUGGAGAAGUGGAAGAUUCGCAUGAGCAUGGCUUUAGCAGGGAUUUGAAGCGUUCAUUACCAGCUGGACUCGGUCUAUCAGAAACCCAAAUUACAUCUCAUGGCUUUGACAGCACCAAAGAGGGGGUCAUUGAAGCAGGACCAUUUCAAGGUUCCCCAGCACCACCUAUGUCUUCUGUUAUAUCUCCUAGCAAUGCUGCAGCUAGCAGACUGGCUGAACAAGGAAGGGAUUUAAUUGGUCCUGCAGGUGGCCAGAGAAUACAGCAAAAAAGUGGACCAGUUAUUUUAGCAGAUGAAACGAAAAAUCCUGCAAUGGAGAAGUUAGAGCUUGUAAAAAAAUGGAGCCUUAACACCUAUAAGUGUACUCGUCAAAUUAUCUCUGAGAAGCUGGGUCGUGGCUCAAGAACAGUGGACCUUGAACUGGAAGCUCAGAUUGAUAUAUUAAGAGAAAACAAGAGAAAAUAUGAAAACAUAUUGAAAUUGGCUCAGACGCUGUCCUCCCAGCUCUUCCAGAUGAUACACACUCAGAGGCAACUCGGAGAUGCAUUUGCUGACCUGAGUUUGAAGUCCCUGGAACUCCAUGAAGAAUUUGGCUACAAUGCAGAUACGCAGAAACUGCUGGCUAAAAAUGGCGAAACUCUUCUUGGAGCUAUUAAUUUUUUUAUUGCAAGUGUGAACACUUUGGUGAGCAAAACAAUAGAAGAUACAUUGAUGACUGUGAAACAGUAUGAAAGUGUCAGGAUUGAAUAUGAUGCGUACCGGACUGAUUUAGAAGAAUUGAAUCUUGGACCACGUGAUGCAAACACUCUGCCAAAGAUUGAGCAGUCACAGCAUCUGUUCCAAGCACAUAAGGAAAAAUAUGAUAAAAUACGCAAUGAUGUAUCUAUUAAAUUGAAAUUUCUAGAAGAAAAUAAGGUUAAAGUAUUGCACAAUCAGCUAGUCCUUUUCCACAAUGCCAUCACAGCUUACUUUGCUGGGAAUCAGAAGCAGCUUGAACAGACACUCAAACAGUUCCACAUCAAAUUGAAAACUCCUGGAGUGGAUGCCCCAUCCUGGCUCGAAGAACAGUAAUCAGACCUGGAAAAAAAAAAAGACCCAUUGUCAUCUGAGAACCCAAUAAGAAUUGGAGGGGGGAGGACCCUUGUGUUGAUUCUUGCACAAACAGCUUUAAUUUUUCCCUCUUAAUACUUUAACAAUUGAACUGUUCAAAUUGAUGGGAAGGUGGGUGGCUUUAAUGUAAACAUAAUUUCUAUAAUCCAAACAUAGCUUUUCUUUUGAAGAACUUCUUUCAUAUCGUGAGGGUUGUUGGCCAUUUCUAAUUUGAAAACAUCUAAAAUAGCUUUGCACUGACAAGAUACAAACUUGUGGUUUCUGGUCCUCAAGAUGUGGGCCAGUUGUGACUUUUCCAAAGGGAGGUUUUACAUGAUUUGUAUCAACAUCUAAUAUUUUAUAUAUGAAUAUAUUAAACAUCUUUAAAAGAUUCUUUUCCAUGUAUUAUUUUAAAGAAGAAAGUAAUACUAUUUUACAGAGUAAAAUUAAAGGGCAUUUCUGCAGCAUCCCAAGGAAGUAGCUAUAAUAGAUGGUUGAUUAAUUUAAGGGAUUGCAACAGAUCCCUUCUUUAAGGAUGGAGCUGUACCGCUAGAAGUUUGUUUCUUAAAAAUUGUGAAUGAACAAGAAGCAUACUGUCUUUUCCAUGUGGUUUCCAAGAUCACAGUUGUAUCAUAUAAAGACUUUGACUGGGUGGUUCUUAUUCGCGAUUUCAUUUCUUACUAAAAAGUGAAACCUGUUUCUUUGAAGAGACCACCCGCUUGCCAUUUGGUUGAUCUUGGGUAUUUUGACAGGUUAACUUUGGAAUACAAGUUCUUGGUCAUUUCUAGUCUAAAAAUCUGUGACAGAAAACUUUUUAGGCAACGUUGCCCUUUCAAUAAUGUAGAUUCCUGGACAGAUUUCACUGUAAUAAUGCCAUACUAGCCUUAAAUCACAGAGAAGUGCCUUCUUAGAUACAAUAAUUCCCUUUGAAUCAGUGUAUAUGAUCCACAGGGUAGCCCCUUCCAAAUAAUGUUUGCUGUGUCUGUCUCUAGCAGAAAGGGGCACUGUAGAAAUGUUGGAUUUCUUUGUACUCAUUAAACCAAGUUUAAAGUUUAUGGAAAUAUCGCUUUUUAAGAUGUGUUUCCUUUUGAGGAAUGGUAAGUGGAAAGGCCUUUUUUUUUCUUUUUUGAUGGGGGGAGGGUACAGUUGGGUAGUAGAAGGAAGAAAGGAAGGAGACAGUAAGGAAAGGCAGUGAUCUCUUAAUUGCUGGUCAGUGUUGACUUCUUGUGAGUGACCCAUAUUGUUUUCGUUCAUCAGUAGUGUAGUCCAUAUUAAAUGUAAAUUCUCUGUUAAUUUUUUUGUCAUAGACAUUAUAAAUUAAUAUUAUUUUGAGAGGUGUCUCUUGCAGAUGUCCAUUUAUUUUGUGUUGAAAUGAAGUACUCAAAAAUCGCCGUUAUUUACAACUAUGUCAGCUAUACGAUUUGUUAUAUGUGUUCAAAUGCCUUUCAGCCAAAAGGCAUUUUGAGUUAUUAUGCCGGUUUUCAAUGCCUAACACAAUGUAACAUGACUGUAAACCACAACCCUAUUUUAAAUCAUUCCUCACUCUAUAUUUGUAUUCUGACAGAGCCUUAGUUUAUUCUUAUGGCACAAUUUUUUCUUGUGGUAAUAGUUCAUUUACAUUCCUCAGAAUGUGCCUCCAUGUGAAUUUUGUAUUCUUAUUAAAGAUGUUUACUGCACUAGCUUCUUUCUUGUCUCUUGCUGGUUUAGAAUAUGGAUACCCUUAGGACCAGUAUGCCCCCCAUCUCCAACUUGCAAUAACUUAUUUGGGUAUG